AUCCAAAAUUCUUGCUAGUGACAAUGCCAGUGGGUAGAUCAUGUAAAAACAUAGGUCCAUGUACAAUAUGUGGCAAACAUGGUCUUAAAGAAAGGUUUCGCAUAUUAACACCAAGUCUUUUGUCCAAAGCUAUGCAAAGCCUGGCUGCUCUAAAUUUGAAGGUUGAGCUUAAUUUAAAUGAUCAACUUUGUCAUAAACAUUAUACAGAGUUGGUGAAAAUGGAACUUUCUAAAUUAGAUGCUACUAUUCGAGCAUGCGAUGAAUCCUUGUUGUUCCGUGAUGGCUAUCGCCAUCUGGCUGCUAUUGAACCCCAACUCAUUCGAGAGCAUCAA
Molecule: messenger RNA, 332 nt
Organism: Cetraspora pellucida
Lineage: Eukaryota; Fungi; Glomeromycota; Glomeromycetes; Diversisporales; Gigasporaceae
Source: the annotation of a GenBank genome assembly